AUGUUGUCCCGCCGGCGCAGGACCCUCGCUAUCCUAUCAACAGUACUGGCGGCCUGGGCCUGGUGUGCCGCCGCAGCGCCUGCUCAAGACAAUGUCAAAGGCGCCGCGCCUGCGUUAGGAGAUAUCACACAGCAGCUGCAGGAGUGCGCUGUUGUCCAGGCUCUGAAUGAACAGAAAGUCGCCUCUACUCCAGAAACGUCGUCCAUCACCUCGCACAUCUUCGCCGCCCUCUUCCCUGGCUCUCCUGCCGUCAACGCGUUGCUUGCUACUCUCUACAUCUCAGGCCCGCCCAACUUCCUCCUUGCACUAUGUCCGCCGAACAUCGAUCCCUCAUCCCUCUCCGUUAUGGUCGCUUUCGCUGUGGGUGGACUUCUGGGAGACACGUUAUUCCACUUGUUACCGGAGAUCUUCCUGGGCGAGGAUGAGCAUGACAAGGUCAAAUUCGUCAUGGUUGAGCCCAACAAGAACCUGUUGCUAGGUGCCGCGAUCCUUGCUGGCCUCAUCACCUUCGUGGCCAUGGAUAAGGGCCUGAGGAUUGCAACUGGUCAUGAGGGUGGCCAUAAUCACUCACACAGCCACGCUCCUGAGGUCGGGAGCGAAGUUGCAAAGGCUUCUGGCAUCGAUGAAGAUGAAAAGACCGCUCUUCGCGCGCGCAAGGCAGCUGGAAAUGGAGCUAUAUCGAAGCAGACCAAAGUGGCGGGAAGUGAAAAGGAGGUCAAUGCGAGCGUGAAGCUCGGCGGCUAUCUCAACCUGAUUGCAGACUUCACCCAUAACAUCACUGAUGGACUGGCUCUAUCCUCUUCCUUCUAUGCCUCGCCCACUAUUGGCGCAACCACCACGGUCGCAGUCUUCUUCCAUGAGAUCCCUCAUGAGGUGGGCGACUUCGCUUUGCUCAUCCAGUCUGGCUUCUCCAAGAAAGCUGCAAUGGGCGCGCAGUUCGUCACGGCCAUUGGGGCCUUCCUUGGAACAUGCAUUGGCAUUGCGAUACAAGAGUUUGGCGGAAACUCGGCUACUGCUGAUGCUAACAGCCCGGGACUUCUGGGCACCAGUCUCCAAUGGGGCGAUCUUCUGUUGCCCUUUACUGCAGGCACCUUCUUGUAUGUGGGAACAGUGGCCGUUAUCCCAGAACUUCUAGAGACCGGACCCGAUAAAGCAAAGGAGCUCAGAAAGACUUUGACUCAGUUUGCCGCUAUCUUCCUGGGUGCGGGAAUCAUGCUUGCGAUCUCGUGGUCUUAA
Messenger RNA from Westerdykella ornata, 1236 nucleotides. Its product is annotated as putative ZIP family metal cation transporter. Gene Ontology annotation, molecular function: zinc ion transmembrane transporter activity. The record is from RefSeq and is a predicted model, not a curated record. Gene Ontology annotation, cellular component: membrane. The coding region runs from base 1 to 1236 and encodes 411 amino acids. The transcript is spliced from 3 exons. Lineage: Eukaryota; Fungi; Ascomycota; Dothideomycetes; Pleosporales; Sporormiaceae. Gene Ontology annotation, biological process: zinc ion transmembrane transport; intracellular zinc ion homeostasis.